AUAGAAGGCUAGUCCAUGGAGUCAGAGACAACCAAUCAACAAUCGCAGAGGGACGGACCUGCUGUGAAAAUAUUAAACUGUGUGAACAACCUGCCGCGGCGACGAAGAGGACAAGACAGGCAACGCACGCGUAGUAGACUACAGCAUCACUUACUAUAUCAUUCGAGCCCCCUCGUGUGGACGAUGCUGGCUCUCGGACUCCUGCCCCUGCUGCUGCUGCAGGUGUGCCAUGGUUGGGCGAUGGACGUUCCCGAGGACGUGACCGCCGAGUUCUCUGUUAGACUGUACCACCAGCUGCAGGCGAUGGGGGGAGACGACAACAUCAUCUUCUCCCCCCUAAGCGUGGCACUGGGCCUGGGCAUGGUGCAGCUGGGGGCCCGGGGAGCCUCCCUGGCUGAGAUCCGACAGGCCAUGGGUUACAGCCACUUCAGAGAUGAUGAGGAGCUGUCCCUCCUGCGGAACCUGACCCAGGCGCUGUCGGCCCGUGAGGAGCAGUACGUGCUGAAGCUGGCCAACUCCCUCUUCCUGCAGCAGGGCGUCCACUUCAACCCGGACUUCCUGCACCUCAUGAAGAAGUACUUCCGGGCCGAGGUGGAGACGGUGGACUUCAGCGAGUCGGCGGCCGUGGCCGAGCGCAUCAACGGCUGGGUGGAGAACCACACCGAGAGUAAGAUCAAGGAGCUGCUGUCGGCAGACGACUUCAGCAGCGUGACGCGGCUGACGCUGGUCAACGCUGUCUACUUCCGAGGCAGCUGGAAGAACCAGUUCCGGCCGGAGAACACACGCACCUUCUCCUUCAGCAAGGAUGACGGCAGCGAGGUCCAGACCCUCAUGAUGUACCAGCAAGGGGACUUCUACUACGGCGAGUUCAGUGACGGCAGCACGGAGGCUGGCGGCGUGUACCAGGUGCUGGAGAUGCCCUACGAGGGCGAGGACAUGGGCAUGAUGAUCGUGCUGCCCAGGCAGGAGGUGCCCCUGGCCACCCUGGAGCCCAUCAUCAAAGCCCCUCUGCUGGAAGAGUGGGCCAACAACGUCAAGAGGCAGAAGGUGGAGAUCUACCUGCCCAGAUUCAAGGUGGAGCAAAAGAUUGACCUGAGGGACACACUGCAAGAAUUGGGCAUCCAGAACAUUUUCACCAAGGAUGCAGACCUCUCUGGCAUUACCACUGACAUGGCUGGUGGGAAGGAUCUGUUUGUGGGGAAGGCCGUGCAGAAGGCGUACCUGGAGGUGUCCGAGGAAGGGGCUGAGGGUGCUGCUGGGUCAGGUAUGAUUGCGCUCACAAGGAAUCUAGUGCUAUAUCCCCAGGUUAUGGCAGACCAUCCAUUCUUCUUCAUCAUCAGAAGCAGAAAGACAGGCUCCAUUGUUUUCAUGGGUAGAGUCAUGAGCCCUGAGGUCAUCGAAUCCAGCAUCCAGGACUUCGAUUCUGUCUAACCUCCCUGGUUUAAACCUAACAUGUUGAUUGUGUUCGUACUGUAAAGAGUCUCAGAGCCUCAAAAGCACUCCACCUCACGACACACAGUAGUCUCUCUCUCUGUCAUCACUUGCCAUGGUUUUAUAACCUUAUCACAACACAUACAAUAUACUCUAUAACAUGAUAAACGUGAUGGUGGUUUGAUAUGCCGAGAUUUACCCGAUGGGGGAUGGAGAGUGCUGUAAAUAUACUGUAUGGAUGAGGUGAAGGCCGCGGUGACCUUGAGCAGUGAGGGAGCAGGACACAACAUAUCCAUCCAUGGAUUAACCUCCAUCUCUGUGUUUCAGUAGGAGCCUCACAGGCCAGGCACUCACAUACUCUGCAACAACUCAUUUUUUUUCUUGUAUAUUUGCUACUGUAUCAGGUAGAGGUCGUAGAUAUUUAUUGUGAAAUUAUUAAAAACAGAUGUGAGCAGUAUUCUAAUUAAUCACUUUUUGGAAUCUCUAAUUAAAUUGAAACUUUCUCUUUCUCUUUUUCUCUCUCUCUCUCUCUUUUCUUCUCUUCAUUUCUUUUAGUACAGUUAAACUGAGAUAUAUGCCUUAUGAGUUUCUGCUGCAGCGUGUACAGGUCAAUAAAGAGGUCAUCAUGCCAACGUGGCAUUUCAUGUACAGGGAUUUCAAAAAAGAACUAAGAGCACCAGCUGUAUUCACUCUUUUGAGAAAUAAACAUGAAUGUGUAGACACCCA
Molecule: messenger RNA, 2157 nt
Organism: Alosa alosa (allis shad)
Lineage: Eukaryota; Metazoa; Chordata; Actinopteri; Clupeiformes; Clupeidae
Product: neuroserpin-like
Exons: 9
Coding region: 16-1431 (471 amino acids)
Biological process (GO): negative regulation of endopeptidase activity
Molecular function (GO): serine-type endopeptidase inhibitor activity
Source: RefSeq, a predicted model, not a curated record